Geodia barretti is the source of this 720-nucleotide messenger RNA. NCBI's taxonomy places the organism in Eukaryota, Metazoa, Porifera, Demospongiae, Tetractinellida, Geodiidae. The record is from the annotation of a GenBank genome assembly.
AUGCAAUACAAAGAACCGUUGUUGAACAUCCGCGGCCUGGCCGUGGGAUAUGGCCAAAGUCUGGUGUUGUCCGAUGUAGCGCUGGAGGUACCGGAAGGCCAGGUGGUGUGCUUGAUGGGUCGUAACGGCGUCGGCAAAACGACCCUGCUCAAGGCGAUAAUGGGUUUGCUGAACCCACGGGCCGGACAGGUCAGGUUCGCCGAAAACGACCUGACCAAAUGGGCGCCGCACCGGCGGGCCAAAGCCGGCUUCGGAUACGUGCCCCAGGGUCGGCACAUUUUCCCCUACCUGACCGUCAACGAAAACCUGUUGAUGGGCCUGGAAGCGUUUCCUGGCAAGAAGGGCCGCCCCGAGGCAGUGGACAGAAUGUAUACUCUGUUCCCCGCCCUCAAACUGAACCCAAAAAAGACGGCGGGCACCUUGAGCGGAGGCCAGCAGCAACAAUUGGCCCUGGCUAGGGCGUUGAUUCGCCAGCCCAGGCUGCUGUUGCUGGACGAACCCACGGAAGGCAUUCAACCCUCCAUCGUUCAGGAAAUCGAAGAACUUUUGCAGCGACUCCGUGACCAGCAGGACACCACCAUUCUGCUCGUAGAGCAGUUCCUCGAUUUCGCCCUCGGCAUCGCGGACUAUUGUUACGUGAUGGAAAAGGGAGCGAUCGUGCUGGAAGGCACGGCUCGGGAUUUAGACUACAAUCUGGUGCGCGAGUACGUCGCGGUCUGA